Molecule: messenger RNA, 1447 nt
Organism: Fundulus heteroclitus (mummichog)
Lineage: Eukaryota; Metazoa; Chordata; Actinopteri; Cyprinodontiformes; Fundulidae
Exons: 10
Coding region: 476-1447 (323 amino acids)
Molecular function (GO): protein binding
Source: RefSeq, a predicted model, not a curated record
UGUAGGUAACACAGAUGUCGAUAGAUCUAAACAGCAAUAGCUUAAGAAAGUGGUCUCUCCCUUACCUUAGAACAUUUGCAUUACUAUGUCACCAAGAAUGAGCAUUUUCUAAAAACCAAUCCCUGUCCAGGCAAGUUGUCAGGAUUGUGGGUAUAUAUUCAGGGGAGAAGAUGAAUUCCUUCUCUUGAGGCCUGGAACAGUUGCGACAAAAGUCACAAUUGAGAGUUUUUUCACCUUUUUCAGCCAUUUUAAUCUUAUAACCUACAUAUCUUGCCUUCCAAUAGGUAAGCAAAUUUACCUAGGUUACUUUUGAAACUUUUUAUCUACAUCUUCCAAACCACAACAAGGUAAGGUUCACAUUUUAACUAACUCCUAAUGAAUGUUUUUAUCAUAUAUUCAUCUCUUUGAUUUAUUUUACAAACUCUCCCUUGUUAACCACUUGCCAUAUGAUUGUUCCUAAAUAUUUCAGAGAAAAAUGAGACAAAAAAGGGUUUGUCCAGAAACAGAAGCUUUGAAUUUCAUUUCUUCUGGGAGGGAUAAAGACACAUUUUACAAAAGAUAUAUCAACAAGGAGAAAGGGUAUGGAGUUUUUACCAGCAAAAACAUUGAGCCAGGAGAAUUCUUGCUUGAGUACAGUGGAAAACACAUCACUGGCUCAGAAGGAGAGGCUCUGUUCAAGAAGUACUCAGAUGCAAAUGCAGCAUUUUUGUAUUUCUACUCCUUUCAGGGAAAGACUUGCUGUGUUGAUGGCAGUAAGAAUACUCAACUUGGAAGAUUCAUCAAUGAUGAUCACAUCAACCCAAAUAGCAAGAUUAAAAUAGUAAUGGAUGAAAAGAAAAGUCCUCAUCUGUGUGUGUUUGCAACUACUAAAAUAAAUGCAGGAGAAGAAAUUGUGUAUGACUAUGGAGAUCCUAACUGUCCAUGGAGACAUACUACCAAAGCUCCCUCCUCCAAUGUACACAUGGAAAAGAAGAUCAGAUCAGAGCGGAAAAAUGUUCCAGCAGAACAACAGCAAGCAGAAGAAAACCAAGGAGAAGAUAUGCAUACAGACCAACUCCAUUCAUCACAUAGCAGUCCACAAAUACCAGAAAAGAUGGACAUCUCACAGAGUGAUGUAUGCGUUUACCCAGAAAUGACUGACACUCACCUGAGUCACAUUCCAGAGGAAUUAUGCAGUGGUGAAAUGACCCAGUCAGAGCAGAAAAAUGUUCCAGGAGAACAACCAGAACAACACCAGGCAGAAAAAAACCAAGGACAAGAUACACAUACAGACAUACUCUGUUCAUCAUAUUCCAGUCCACAAACAACAGAUGAUACGGAGAGUAUACUCAGCAUUCACCCGGAAAUGACUGGCACUCACCUGAGAGAUUCAUCAAGUCCAACUAAAGAAGAAUUAACCUUGGAUGAAAUGAUGAAGAACAACAAGCAGAAGUACCAAUCAAAGUAG